Messenger RNA from Bacidia gigantensis, 3144 nucleotides. RefSeq lists its product as uncharacterized. Gene Ontology annotation, molecular function: DNA-binding transcription factor activity, RNA polymerase II-specific; RNA polymerase II cis-regulatory region sequence-specific DNA binding. Bases 1 to 3144 code for a protein of 1047 amino acids. The transcript has 2 exons. The record is from RefSeq and is a predicted model, not a curated record. Gene Ontology annotation, cellular component: transcription regulator complex. Gene Ontology annotation, biological process: regulation of transcription by RNA polymerase II. NCBI's taxonomy places the organism in Eukaryota, Fungi, Ascomycota, Lecanoromycetes, Lecanorales, Ramalinaceae.
AUGGAUGCACGUCAACACCAACGCGUACUCCCGUCAAAUGCCCCAACUUUUCACGAAUUGACGACGGAGCAAAUUCACGCCCAACUACCAGAUUUGAUAUGUGGAGAAUACAAUGAAGGUCGUGACUGUAGGGUGUGUAAAAGUCGUGACCACAUUUGUUCACUCUGUCACAAGUCCGAUCAUGGCGCAUUUGAAUGUCCAAAUUUCCUCAAUUCAACAGAGCCGCGAGGCGAAGCGACGACACAGGUCGAGGGCAAUCAUUGCGAGAUUAGCUAUCCUCACUAUAGAUUUGGGCCCGUGCCGAUGUUUGAUCAUCCACCUCUCCACAGCGCUCAAGCGGCAAUCAAAAGGGAGCAAACUAAGCGAACUACCCUCCCCGGGGUAGGAGCUGGAGCGAAGCUCGAUCGACUUGCCAUUGAGCGAUUCUCAUUCGAGCGGACCGAGUUCAGGUCAUCUAAGUAUGUAACGUACAGAGAGAAGCAAAAGAAUAACAAAAAAAAAGACAAUUGUGGUAUAUGGAACGAUAGGGUAGAGUAUGCAUUCCAGAAAGGUAAGACUUGGAGGAACAGAUUCCGAGUCUGUGUUAAUCAGUAUUUUCUAGCACUUCGCCUUUAUGGUGGCAGAGGCCGCGCAAAAAACUCCGUUUUCUUGACGGGUUCUAAUGAGAACAAGCUCAGCGGAGGCAACGAGUGGAUUGCAGAAUGUAUCUUUGUCCAGACAGGCGUGAAGGUUAAAAGAAAGCAGGUUUCGAGCCACAUACAGGUUCUAAAAGGCAAAAUGUCGCAUAAUCCAGAAUGGCUCGAGCUUGUCAAGCACAUACCGCCCGAAAAGAGAGGGAAAAAGAGGGAUAUAUGUGGCCUAAGUCAUGUGCAAGAACGAUCCUUCUCGGAAGACGACUUUGUCGAACUGUCCUCACCUCUCGAUAAAGAGUGGCCAUCAAUUGACGAGUUUACCUUGGAUUGCCCGCAGAGUUUCACAAUUCACUCUGCUCGCUUUGGUAUGUAUCUUAUGGAUAAAUCUGGUAGCUGCGCGGAGGAAGCGUCAGACGACGGCUCACAAUUUCCGACACGACGUUCACUGCAUCACACCUACACAGUGCUUCAAAGGGAGAUGGGCCCCGCGCCGAGAAGCUCGGAUAAUCUGGCAGGGUGGAAAUCGGCUUUCCCUGCACUCGAAACAUACGACAGUUACGGAAAUGCUUUGCCAAUAUUUCUAUUUGAGGCUGGCCUUAACCUUAAAGACGAAUACAUCCCUGGCUCAUUAGUCGAGAUCCGUCUCUCUUUGGACAUUGAAGGCGGCUCUCAAUUUCGAGACUGGCAUACUCGGACUCAAUAUAUUAGCCCAUAUGGUUGUUCUGAUAGGCGUAUUGACGACACAGGAGGUGUCACCGAGACUGGUGGCAUCCUCCGGCUUCACUGCUUGAAAAUGUACGCUCUCUAUUGGGUCGAAGUUCUCUCGCUUCUCAUGAUGCAAAGGCGGCGAUUGACACAAGCUGGUCACACGGAGGAUGAGAGACACGCUGAAGACUAUUCAUCAAGAUUUCUUCGGAGUAUGCUAUGCAUGCAACAGCUUUGGGCCACACCAAAGGCUGGGAAUGACCAGCCGAAGUAUGUGAGUACUGUCCUAUGGAGAUUCCAUCAAGUGGGGAGGACGGAAAGGGGUAUCACAAAGUGGUGCCAACUCUUUGCCCCAAGAUCUGCCCUCCAAGAUGAGUCGUCGUCUUUCACCAGUACGCAAGAACCUCUGGCAUCACAAAUACCCUUGCCAAUGGCGGCCAUCGAUCAACAACUCAAGUCCCAGCAAUACGACUAUGGCUUGGAGGAGUACGCAUUCGAUUACUUGCCGCUAAAGCAAGAAAACACCGAGCUUCUGCCUCCGCCACCGGAGUUGUCUCGAGGAAAUUCUCCUGAUUCAGCAUCUCAAGCCGAUUUUUAUUCCUCAUUGCCUAAUCACACCUCACAUCCUUACCCGUGUUCCACAGGAUCCCCGUCCCAGCCGCAGCUUACCAGACAGGAAUCUUUUCAUCUACAGCACUCUGCCGGUUUGCAUCAUUCAUUUGAUACCGUGUCAUCUCAAACCAGUGCAUGGAGUUUUGACUCUCAAGAAGACGAUUUCUUAUUGCACGCAACGGCGCUCACACAGGCGGACGAUCAAGCAUUUGAUGCCAACCACCCCAGCUACCAUAUACAAAGGCAACACCAGCAGAUGCAUGAGGGGUUUUCUGGCUAUUCUAGCUUAGAAAAUCCCAGUCCAAGCCGAUAUGUUGGCACCCAGCAAGAUUUUAAUGGUGGAGAAGUUCGACUCUCGUUCGAGGAACUACCACACGAAUUAGCCUACCAAGGCGAUUCAGGCGCCUUUACACUCCCUGGCGCUGAUCACAAAACGCCAAGCGCUAUGGAGCAUAUUGAUACUAUUCCUAUCAUUCAACCUGAACUCCCACGACCUGACCCCCAGACCAUGAUCAGAGAGCGGCUCUAUAUACUCCAAAGUCAGCAUUUUGAGGACUUGCAAGAGGGUCGUAUAACUGAGCUGUCGAAUUACGACAGUUUCAAUGAGCUGCAAGAUGAUCAUAUAAACGAGCUUCGCGAGCACGAAGAGGAAGCCGAGCAAGGUCAUUCAAGACAGUUCACAGCCGACGGCUUAGAGACUCAAAAAUACGCAUCUUCACCAGUGUACAAUUCACUUCCUCGAAUAGAUGAUCACCCAUUACUUCCCGUCAUCAAUCAGUCACCCCUGCCUCUCAUGACACCCAAUGAUGACUUCGACCAACAGUCGGUCACUGAUGAAGGCGAGGCGCACGUAAAAUUAGAGGAGAUUUCAGCUAACGGACAAGAUGCGUAUUGCACUUCGCCACUCCCAAAGCUGGCCCAACAAGAGAUACCUAUUCACAAUAUGCCAUCCGACCUCCAGCAAAACGACUCUCAAAUGAAAGAUGCGCAGGUCAUGAAGUUUCCAUCUUUAGGAUACGAAGCACCAGAUGUCUCCCACUCCAUUGGUCAAGAAGCAACCGAAUAUGCUUCUCUUUACAUAGACGUUAGUUGUGGGCAGAGUCCCCUUGUGGAUGACAUUGAUAUACAGGGUUGGGAACAUGUUGAGGAGUUCAUGAAGGAGAAGGAUGGUAGCGAGAGUGGGAUUCAGGGGUGA